Molecule: messenger RNA, 1136 nt
Organism: Lontra canadensis (Northern American river otter)
Lineage: Eukaryota; Metazoa; Chordata; Mammalia; Carnivora; Mustelidae
Gene: SLC35D2
Product: solute carrier family 35 member D2
Exons: 14
Coding region: 51-1070 (339 amino acids)
Cellular component (GO): Golgi apparatus
Molecular function (GO): antiporter activity; GDP-fucose transmembrane transporter activity
Source: RefSeq, a predicted model, not a curated record
CGAAGGGCGGCGGAGGGCUGCGGGCUGCGGGCUGCGGGCGGCCGUGGGACAUGACGGCCGGCCGCCAGGCCGAGGGCGCGGACCUCGACCCCGCCUCCGCGCGGCUGCCCUCCCGGCUCGCCAAGCUGCUGUCGGCGCUUUUCUACGGGACUUGCUCCUUCCUCAUCGUGCUGGUCAACAAGGCACUGCUGACCACCUACCGAUUCCCAUCACCAAUUUUUCUUGGAAUUGGGCAGAUGGCAGUGACCAUAAUGAUACUGUAUGUAUCCAAACUAAAUAAACUAAUUCAUUUCCCUGAUUUUGACAAGAAAAUUCCUGUGAAGCUGUUUCCUCUGCCUCUCCUCUACGUUGGAAACCACAUAAGUGGAUUAUCAAGCACAAGUAAAUUAAGCUUGCCGAUGUUCACUGUGCUCAGGAAAUUUACCAUUCCACUCACUUUACUCCUGGAAACCAUCAUACUUGGGAAACAGUAUUCCUUGAGCAUCAUCGUCAGUGUUUUUACCAUUGUGCUUGGUGCUUUCAUAGCAGCUGGUUCUGACCUCGCCUUUAACUUGGAAGGCUAUAUUUUUGUAUUCCUGAAUGAUAUCUUCACAGCAGCAAAUGGAGUUUAUACCAAACAGAAAAUGGACCCCAAGGAGUUGGGGAAAUAUGGAGUGCUUUUCUACAAUGCCUGCUUCAUGAUUAUACCGACUCUUAUCAUUAGUGUCUCUACCGGAGACCUUCAACAGGAAUGUGUGUUCCCACAUCCAAACCUUUGCUUUAUGAACAGGCUACUGAAUUCAAUGAAUGGAAGAAUGUUCUCUUUAUCAUACAGUUUCUUCUUUCCUGUUUUUUGGGGUAAGAAGUCCCAGGUUUCUGUUGAUGUACUCCACAGUUCUAUGCAGCUUUUACAAUUCGGCCCUCACAACAGCAGUGGUUGGAGCCAUCAAGAAUGUAUCCAUUGCCUACAUUGGAAUGUUAGUUGGUGGAGACUAUAUUUUCUCUAUGUUAAACUUUGUAGGGUUAAAUAUUUGCAUGGCAGGGGGCUUGAGAUACUCCUUUUUAACUCUGAGUGGCCAUUUGAACCCUAAACAACCCAUGGACGAAGAAAACAUUCCUCAGGAUUUGAAGAGUUACAAUCUGAGGCAAGAUUGCAG